Carassius gibelio (silver crucian carp) is the source of this 5235-nucleotide messenger RNA. Its product is annotated as protein ENTREP3-like. Gene Ontology annotation, cellular component: membrane. The transcript has 14 exons. NCBI's taxonomy places the organism in Eukaryota, Metazoa, Chordata, Actinopteri, Cypriniformes, Cyprinidae. The record is from RefSeq and is a predicted model, not a curated record. Bases 966 to 3146 code for a protein of 726 amino acids.
UGCGCAUGCGCGGAAAGGUCGCCAACAGUUGUGACUGUCGAAGUAGGUUGCCAAGCAACCCCGCCCACCCAGUGCAGCAUCAGCAUCUCGCUCUGGGUGAAUGCGGUGACGCAUUGAACAAAUAUUACGGACACGUGCUACCAUAAUGCGCUGCGCAAUUUGAUCUUUCUAAAACGGAGUCAAGCUGAAACUGAAUCGGAUAACGUUUAAAUUUACGCGUAAAGACAUCAUGCGUGAAUAACACACGCACUCAAAGGCACUUCAAGUCUGGCGUGAUUACGUAGUGAUGCUCAUGUCCGGGAUACGGACGGGACGGGAGUCCUCGUGACUGCGGAAGGAAAAGUGGGAGACCAUAGCUUUAUUAUUUAUUAUUCAAAACAAGCGGAUGCACGGUGGGAGCAACAUAGAGAGUUCUUCGCAGCAUGGAACCAGCCAACUGAGAGUUCUUCGCAACUGGUUCCAUGUUUUCAUUUCCUUUUGCUGUCGAUUGUUCCCUUUUCUCUUCUGAAACCGCUGUGCUUCAUGAGACGUGUUUUCCGAGUUCAGGUGGGGGCUCUGAGGCUCUCUAGUGGAAACCCGGUGAACACACACUUCGAUGAGAGCAGGACCUGUCUUGAUUUGUCCUCCUCCGCGGAGUAGCCAGAAGGCCGAAGCUGCUCCGCUCGCUCGCGGAUGCUGCAGCCACUCGGCCUGCUAAAGGCUCUGGGUACCGCAGUGCCGCGGUGAUGGGGAGAGAAGGACGGCAGGUGGGCGAUGGAGCGAACCAGAUCAAGGGAUGUUGGAGAAUGCAGAUGUACGACGCCAAGAAUAAAUGUUGACACAACAUAAGUGUGUCUCGUUGCGUUUUAACAGCUGUGGACUUAAUGUUAGACCCUAACUGCAUAUUUAAAGAAGUAUUUAUACAUGACAUAUUAAACCAAGUAGCAUAGUUCCACAAUUUAGGAAGUUUUUCAGUAGCCAUCAUCAUGCCCUCGCCGUCGGACUCCAGUAGCGUGGCCUCGAUGUCAGGGUCUCGAGCUUUGUCUGGGAGUCGCAGAGGAAUGUCUGGGCGGACCAGUGCGCGUGUGCUGCUCUACCUGGGCUUGUGUCACCUUGCACUUGGGGCCAUGGUGCUGGCCUUCAGCUUCACAAGCCUUGCCUUCACCUCAUCACCCCGUGUCAGACAGUCCUGUCCUUUCUGGGCUGGUCUCUUUGUUGUGGCGUCAGGAGUAGUGGGUGUGAUAUCAUGGAGGAGGCCCUUCACUCUUGUUGUUUCGCUGUUCAUGCUGCUGUCUGCAGUCUGUGUGAUUCUCAAUUUGGCUGGUUCCAUGCUCUCAUGUCAGAAUGCACAGAUGGUCAAAUCUUAUGUUACCUGUCAGGUGGAGAAUAGUCUGUGUCUUUGCUGUGACCACAAGCAGACAUGCCCUCCAACAGAAGAUGAGACACUAGUGCUCUACCAACAUUCAGACUGCCACUCUGUGCGUCACCAGCUCAAGGAUCUGCUGUUCAGUGCCUGUGGUCUUAGUAUUCUCUCUACCAUUAUCUGCACUCUGUCCACGGUCACCUGCAGCAUUCAUAUCUUCUCGUUGGACCUAAUGCAUCUACUGGCUCCUCAUCGGUCUCGCUCUGUUAACCCAGAAUGCACCACUCCUCAGGAUGCAUUUCUCAGUAACAUGAUGGACUUUGAGGAGUUUGUUCCACCCAUUCCUCCACCACCUUACUACCCUCCUGAAUACACCUGCAGCUCAGAGACCGAUGCACAGAGUGUCACAUAUAAUGGAUCAAUGGAGAGUCCAGUGCCUCUGUACCCAACAGACUGCCCUCCUCCUUAUGAGGCAGUGAUAGGUCAAAGGGCUUCCAGUCAGGCCACAGUGUUUGACACUCAAGCCAGUGAGCUGUCCGGAGAGAGAGGAACAUCCACAGCAUUCAGUGGGGAAGUGUCAAUGGACAGUGGCUCUCUAUUGAUGUCUGAGAUUGUGGAUAUUCCAGAUGACAGCUCCCCAUCUGAGGACUCCUGCCUCAUGGAAGUGGGUGUCGGUGUGCGGGGACGGCCACGGGGGGGCAGCGAGGGAGGGGAGGCGGGAGAGUACGCCAGCCUCCGUUCUUCCACACAACAUCCUGAGGGAAUGAUGGCCGUUCCUUCUGGAAGGCAUUGUUUCAGAGGCGAGAGAUCCAACUCCUGCUCUUCCCCAAGCUCGCACAACUCCUCUACCUACAGGUCUCCAGUGUUGAGGCGUCAAGCUCUGUUGGCGAGUAGCUGCUCUCAUUUGGAGUUCUUAGCAGGAUCUAAACCUUCCUCUAUCCCAGAAAUCCGAGUUCGGCCCUGCACACCCUCCCGACGGGACUCCUCAUCUGCAUUCACUAACCCACCUACCACAGCCCCAUCAGGUCCUGCUCAAGACCGGCCGGACCACACAGUACCAGUGCUCCUUCUGCGGCCAGGUUUCCAUGAGCAUACUGGACGUGAAAGAAAAGACAGCGAUGGCUUCUUACCUCUCUUGAGGUCACACAGUGAACCAGGACUUAGCUCUUCAACUGACACAGGUGAUUUUAGUCUCUCAGGAGGCAAUAAAGGAGUCAGUGAGGGGGGAUCCCAGACCUCAUCAGAAACAGGGGUAUCGUCUGGAGCUGGUUUGCUGCCUCGCUCCUCUUUGGCACAUCCUGCUUCCCUACCCAGAAAAGGUAGCGUUAAGGCUGUAAGUACCCGGUUACCCACAAAACAAGUCCCAGCCACCUCGCUGUGUUUACCCAAAGACUGUGCACGCUCACUUGGAGACCUCAAGGCCACCAAGGUUUUAGUGCAACGUUUCCUGCAGAGAUCCAAACGUAACCUAACCCUUGCAACUGAACAUGCUGGAAACUGUACUCAGGGGUCUAAAAGGAGGACAGGAAGUGAAGGCCUGCCGUUAGAUCAGGUGCUUCGUAACUCUCUGGGGACCAACAGGGGGCAGCAGCAGCACGUCCACCACCACUGCCGUGGACACCAUCACUCCCACAGUGACAGUCGCCAUAAUGCCCGUCGCCAUGAUGAUGACCCCGUCAGAGCUGGGGGAAUCCACUUGCGUAGCUGCGGAGACCUCAACUCGACAUCCAUUGCAUCACUGCGCAGACUCCACCCACCGUCACACGGAUCAUCAGGGGCUCUUUACUCAGAAUCUGCCCUCUGAAAUGGGGCGGGGGGUUCUGGAAUUGAUCACUGCUGGAUUUAGCAGAGAAAAUUUGAGGAAGAAUAACAGGUGGGAAAUAGGUUUUAGAUGAGGACUUUACCUUGCAGAAAGGGUGAUUUGAAGGGUGUUUGGAAAACAGUAUAUGUACCAUUGGUGAAGUUCUCAGCUGUUCUUACCGUAAUAAAAGACUGAACAGUACACCAGAUAUAAUGGAGUUCAACCCUUCAGACCUGCUGCUCUCUGUGCCAGACAAACUCUGGUCCAUCUGUUUUAUAUUUCCCUUUCUGUUUGUCUCCAUUUAGUGCUUUUUUUCUCGCUCACUGUUUACAUGGAUGUGGAAAGAAUGCAGAAACUCUGACACUGUUCUUUGUCUUCACAGCUCAUUACAAUACACUCAUGCAACUACAAACAUACAACCAUAUGUUUGGCAGUAACAAUGUUUUGAACUUGGGGUAAUUUAAAUGAAUUAAAUAAUUAAAAGGAAUUAAGGGAUUUCAAUGGAUUUAAGGGAAUAAACAAAAAAAAAAUCAGUAAAAGUAAUAGCAACAUCAAAAGAAACAUAUUUGCAAAUAUUAUUUACAUUUAAAAUAGGGACACAUUUUAUUUUUUUGGUAUGCCUAGUAUGUCGAAAAUGUAAAAUGUUUCAUAUUUUGUCACAUUCAUUUGAAUCACAGAAAUGAUUCAGAAAUUCAAAAUGAAAAUUCAUCAUUGUAUUUUACUGUCAGUCAUUUAGCAAAUAUAUUAAAUGUCAGAUAGUAAAUGUUAAAUACAUUCUUUCACUGGAAAAAAAACUGAAGAUCAGCCUAAGAUGUAAUGUUUUAAAACUUUUUGUCAUCCGAACAACGAACGGAGCAAUGUAAAGAAUAUCAAAUAUUGGGAAGGACAGUUUGGCCAUUUCUAAAAUUAGAUUGUGGAUCAUGGUUACAGCCCUGCAAACAUAAAUACUCAAAUGUGGUAUUAACUCUUUUGUAACAAGAGUUACCACUAAACACUUUUCACUAACUGACCAUAAAUAAUUCAAAAAUCAUCUUCCAUAAAUAACCCGGCUGUUUAACCUUGAAUUGUCUCAACAGCUAGGGUUGAUGCAGCAAUGGAUUCACUGGCUUAUUUAUUUAAUUUAUUUAUUGUAGAAGUGCAUGCAUGCCCCCCCCCCCAAACAACUAAGAUAUUUUAAUUGGAGCUUUGAUCUUUUGCAUCUGUCUGUCUCUCAAGGUGUGGACUCUAGCUUCCCAGCCUGUGUAAUACUUUCCUAGAAUGUCUCUGCAUGUAUUGAGAAGGCUUGUUGUGUCUUUUUGAUUGUACACCAAAUGCACUAACACACACAGAUACACAAACAUGCUUGGGACAAAACUAGAUGCCACUAAUGCAAAGAAACUUAAGGGAAUUUUGGAUUUUAUAAUACAGAUGAUUCUCUGGCAAUAAAAAUACUUGCACAGUUAUGUAGUCAUUGAACUAUUUCAGGAAGUUGGGACCUUCUAUUGAACGAUACCUAUGAAAACUGAACGCUCAAUGGAACUCAGAAAAUGAUCUGUCGAUCUGAUAUGUUCAAGGACUUUUCAGUUUUCUGGACAAUUUGGGAAUAAUGCAUUGGAAAGUUAGCCCUGGACUUCUGGUGUAUCUGGCUCUGUUGUAUUUGGAAAUGGAUGUACAUCUGAAGGAAUAAUUGCAGUUGUCAAUUUGUCAAUUGUUUAGAAGUGCUUUUGAAUGCAAGCUAAUGGCUUUGAAUCAGUAGCAAUGUUGCUAAAUAAUGCAUUCAUACUACAUGUAAAUAACUUUGAUGCACAUACUCUCAUGCUCACACACAUUCUGCAACUUUGAAGCACUGAAACCAAGUCUGGAAAAGAGCUUGAUAUUCUACCUCUUGUAUUGCAUACACUGACAUGUUAUGGCCCAGUGAAAUGUUUUAAUUAAUUUAAUGAUUUUAUGGACUAUUUCUGAAAAUACUUCUACACUGAUUGAUAAAAACACUGUUAUUCUGGGAAUGUGAUGCCUAAAAAGAACAUUUAUAACAGCUCUUCAUGAACUUUUGAUGCAAGUUAUGUAGUUACAACAAUAAAUAUAUGCACAUCAAAUUUAUCACUUUCACUGU